AAGACGUCAUACUUACGCGACCAAAGCACUGCUACUGUUGCCGCAGAAAAACACUGGAAGCUUCUUCUCAGGGACUUUUGACACUUCAAACUAUGUCGACUGCUAUGAAUUUCGGGUCGAAGAGUUUUAAACCUCGGGCUCCUGACAAAGGCUCGUUCCCUCUGGAUCAUUUCGGGGAGUGUAAAACCUUCAAGGAGACGUUUAUGAAAUGCCUGAGAGACAACAGUUUUGACAACUCAAUGUGCAGACUGCAGUCCAAAGACUACCUCGAGUGCCGCAUGAAUAAUCAGCUGAUGGCCAAGGAGCCUCUGGAGAAACUAGGAUUCAAGGAUCUGAUGGACCAACCUCCCAGCCAAGCAGACAAAGACACUAAACCCUGAACAACACAAAGUCCUCAAAACCCAACGAGAGGCCAAGGCUGCUGUGAGACUGAGGCUGAACAGUCUGGCUUCAAGGAGUUUCAAAAUGUGGGCCUGCAAAAACCAAGGGGAGCUUUAUGGUCACAAUGUGGGCCCUGUGUGGGGGUACAGAGUACUCUUUGAUUUUCAUCAAUCCUUUUCUGUACAUAAGAAACACAUGUAAUAUAUAUGAAGAUGCUGCUUUGACGUGUCAAUAAAUAUUUUGUUUUUAAACUAAA
Messenger RNA from Labrus mixtus (cuckoo wrasse), 637 nucleotides. It is a transcript of the gene cox19, whose product is annotated as cytochrome c oxidase assembly protein COX19. Gene Ontology annotation, biological process: mitochondrial respiratory chain complex IV assembly. Gene Ontology annotation, cellular component: mitochondrial intermembrane space. Lineage: Eukaryota; Metazoa; Chordata; Actinopteri; Labriformes; Labridae. Bases 93 to 380 code for a protein of 95 amino acids. The transcript has 3 exons. The record is from RefSeq and is a predicted model, not a curated record.